Molecule: messenger RNA, 2497 nt
Organism: Hyaena hyaena (striped hyena)
Lineage: Eukaryota; Metazoa; Chordata; Mammalia; Carnivora; Hyaenidae
Gene: VPS33B
Product: VPS33B late endosome and lysosome associated
Exons: 23
Coding region: 348-2201 (617 amino acids)
Biological process (GO): vesicle-mediated transport; intracellular protein transport
Cellular component (GO): lysosome; CORVET complex
Source: RefSeq, a predicted model, not a curated record
UCUAGGAAGUCGCUCGGCUGUCUGCGAGAGGCGGGGUUCUCUCCGCACGCCGCGGAAUACAGCUGAGGGUGUAGACCCGAAACCUGGCGACUGGGGGAGCGGAGCGGGGAGGGGCGGGUCGGUCCCGUGGCUGCUGAUCUGGACGAGGGGCCUCCGACGCUGCAGCUGUCUGACCGACAGGUGGCCAUUCAUUCCGGUGCAGGAGCGGGAGCCCCUUCGGGGGCUCUUUUCGCGCCGUGCCCAAGCCCGAAGGAGCGCCGCCCUGCGCUUACCUUGGGCCGCUGCCCACUGUCUCCGAGCCGAGGGCGUCCCCCUUCUUCCACCCUGCGGCCCCGGCUUUUGCUGCCAUGGCAUUUCCCCAUCGGCUGGACGCCCCAGAGCUGCCUGACUUCUCCAUGCUCAAGAGACUGGCCCGAGACCAGCUCAUCUAUCUGCUGGAGCAGCUCCCAGGAAAAAAGGACUUGUUCAUUGAGGCGGAUCUCAUGAGCCCUUUGGAUCGUAUCGCCAAUGUCUCCAUCCUGAAGCAACACGAAGUAGACAAGCUGUACAAGGUGGAGAACAAGCCAGCCGUCAGCUCCAGUGAACAGCUGUGCUUCUUGGUCCGACCCCGCAUCAAGAACAUGCGAUACAUUGCCAGUCUCGUCAAUGCUGACAAAUCGGCUGGCCGAACUCGGAAAUACAAGGUGAUCUUCAGCCCUCAGAAGUUCCACGCGUGUGAGAUGGUGCUGGAGGAAGAGGGAGUGUACGGAGAUGUGAGCUGUGACGAAUGGGCCUUUUCUCUGCUGCCUCUUGACGUGGAUCUGUUGAGCAUGGAGCUCCCAGAAUUUUUCAGGGACUACUUCCUGGAAGGAGAUCAGCGUUGGAUCAACACCGUGGUGCAGGCCUUACACCUCCUCAGCACUCUGUACGGCCCCUUCCCUAACUGCUACGGAAUCGGCAGGUGUGCCAAGAUGUCAUAUGAAUUGUGGAGGACGCUGGAAGAGGAGGAAGAUGGCGAAACCAAGGGCCGAAGGCCAGAAAUUGGACACAUCUUCCUCCUGGACAGAGACGUGGACUUCGUGACGGCACUUUGCUCCCAGGUGGUUUACGAGGGCCUGGUCGAUGACACCUUCCGCAUCAAGUGUGGGAGCGUCGACUUUGGCCCAGAAGUCACGUCCUCUGACAGGAGCUUAAAGGUGCUGCUCAAUGCUGAGGACAAGGUGUUCCAUGAGAUUCGUAACGAGCACUUCUCCAAUGUCUUUGGCUUUUUGAGCCAGAAGGCCCGGAACUUGCAGGCUCAGUAUGACCGCCGGAGAGGCAUGGACAUCAAGCAGAUGAAGAACUUCGUGUCCCAGGAGCUCAAGGGACUAAAACAGGAGCACCGCCUGCUGAGUGUCCAUAUCGGGGCCUGUGAAUCCAUCAUGAAGAAGAAGACCAAGCAGGAUUUCCAGGAGCUCAUCAAGACGGAGCACGCGCUGCUAGAGGGCUUCAACAUCCGGGAGAGCACCAGCUACAUUGAAGAGCACAUAGACCGGCAGGUGUCGCCGAUCGAGAGCCUUCGCCUCCUGUGCCUUUUGUCCAUCACCGAGAACGGUCUGAUUCCCAAGGAUUACCGAUCUCUGAAAACACAGUAUCUGCAGAGCUACGGCCCCGAGCACCUGCUGACCUUCUCCAAUCUGCGGCGGGCAGGGCUCCUCACGGAGCAGGCCCCUGGGGACACCCUCACGGCCGUGGAGAGUAAAGUGAGCAAGCUGGUGACGGACAAGGCUGCAGGGAAGAUUACUGAUGCCUUCAGUUCUCUGGCCAAGAGGAGCAAUUUUCGUGCCAUCAGCAAGAAGCUGAAUUUGAUCCCACGUGUGGAUGGUGAGUAUGACCUGAAAGUGCCACGGGACAUGGCGUAUGUCUUCAGCGGCGCCUACGUGCCCCUCAGCUGCCGAAUCAUUGAGCAGGUGCUGGAGCGGCGGAGCUGGCAGGGUCUGGACGAGGUACUGCGGCUGCUCAACUGCAGCGACGUGGCAUUCACAGACAUGGCCAAGGAAGACAAGGCUUCGAGCGAGUGCCUGCGCCUCAUCUUGGUGGUGUUCCUGGGUGGCUGCACGUUCUCUGAGAUCUCAGCCCUCCGGUUCCUGGGCAGGGAGAAAGGGUACAGGUUCAUCUUCCUGACCACGGCGGUCACCAACAGUGCUCGCCUUAUGGAAGCCAUGAGCGAGGUGAAGGCCUGAGGCUCUCCCUGCUGGGGCUGCCGUCUGUCCGGACGCAUUUCCCGAAGGGCUGCAGGAAUUUGGUCCCAGCUGCUAACAGAGUGUCCACCAGCCACCCUACGCAGAGCUGGGGAGCACGGAACUUGUUUGGGAUUUAGCCAAAAGUUAUGUAAGGAGAGUGGUCACCUCCUGCCCCCGGGGUAUUUCUCUUUUUUGUUCAGGAAGUACAGCUCCUGCUGAAAAGACAGGAGGAGGAGGAGGGACCUUCUGCUAAAUCCUGUUUGAGGAUCAUUGUAAAUAAAGCCUCUGCUCCCAAA